Molecule: messenger RNA, 4371 nt
Organism: Symbiodinium sp. CCMP2456
Lineage: Eukaryota; Dinophyceae; Suessiales; Symbiodiniaceae
Source: the annotation of a GenBank genome assembly
AUGCGUCUCCAUGUUUUGCUUUGGGCAUGGCUCUUGGCUGAAGGGGCCUUGCAGACAACGCAGGUGACCCAGCUGACCGACAAGCCGCUGGCAGACUCACGCCUUUAUCAGUUCGCUGAGCUGCCCAAUGGCAUCAAGGUCCUGAACAUACAGGAAGAAAAGGCUACUCAAGCCGCGAUUGCUGUGGCAGUUCGAGCCGGCUCAAUGUUCGAGCCGAAGGAGCUGCCAGGUUUGGCCCACUUUUGCGAGCACAUGCUCUUCCUUGGAACGAAGAAAUAUCCUGAUCCCACUGGCUUCGACAAGUUUCUCGGCGAGUCUGGUGGUGGAUCCAAUGCAUACACAGAUCAGGAGGCCACAGUGUAUUAUGCAAAUUUUGCAAGCCGGGUGUUUGACGAGGCAGUCGAUCGAUUCUCAGACUUUUUCGCAGAGCCACUGUUUAGUCGGAAGUUUGUCGAGAAGGAAGUACAUGCAAUUAACAGCGAACAUGAGAAGAAUCUGCAGAGCCCCGCUCGGCGUGUGCUCCAGGUCUUGAACUACCUCGCAAAUCCUGAAAGCCGUGUCAACAACUUUGCCACUGGCAACUAUCAAACUUUGAUCGUAGAUCCGAAGGCACAAGGACUUGAUGUGGUGAAUGCGCUGCAAGACUACUUUCGGCGCACAUAUUGCCCGCAGCAUUUGCACGUCGUGACUAUCACACCGGAACCCGUGGAGGAACAGCUUGAGAAGGUUCAGCGCUUCUUCAGCACUGUGAAGGGCAGCGAGCCCUGUUUGAACCAGUCUUUUGAAGAGCCUCCUGCAUGGCCGCCAGAGAGGCUGUCAAAGUUUGUAAUGGUGGAGCCUUCAGAGGCUCGCCCGGCUGUAUGGCUCCAGUUCGUCCUGCCGAACUUGCAGAAGGAGUACACAAGCAAACCGCUCAGUUAUCUGAGCUAUGUCAUUAAGUAUGCCGGCGUGGCAUCUCUCCAGAACUAUCUUAAGAAGGAGGGCCUCAUCCAGGACCUCUCGUCGGCGGACUCUUCUACGAGCGCCGGCACGCGGUUUCUCGUGGCCAUGUAUCUGACCACCAAAGGUGCGAGUAACUUUGGCCACGUGAUGGACAUCUUUUUUCACUAUGUUGCAAAGAUGAAGCAUUCUGGUGUCAAUUUGGAGUUGUACCGCUCCCUCGCAGACUUGUCGCAGCUAGAGUUUAACUGGACUCAGCCGGAUGCCCCGGGAGAUGCAGCCAAAGACUAUGCCGAACGGAUGCUGCGGCUUCCCCCGCGCCUCCUCAUCUCGGGAGACACUCGCAUAGAUCGUACGGAUCCGGAGCGUGUCCAGCAUCUUAUCGACUUGUUGACGCCCCAGAACCUCAUUCUGACUUACAUCCCGUCCACAAAAGGCAAUGACAGCUUUCCAGAAGGCUCGCAGGUGUUCAAGGACCGGAACCUGAAGCUUCAAUAUGCUGUGAUGCCCUUGCUACAUCGCAUGCCCGAAGCCGUCAAGACGUGGUCAAACUGGCUUUCGAAGGGCCCACCCUCGGGGGGCCCUGAGCUUCCAGGCGCCAUCAAGCACAUUCCGAAGGCUCUUGACACGACCAAUAUGGUGGCAAAAGCUCCGAUGUCAGCCUCCUCACCGGAGGCAGUCGCCAGCAUGACUUUUGGUGCCCCGCCGACCCUGCUGGACGACCUCUCGACGUCCACAUUGGAAGUCCAAUCACAGAAGGUUUGGUAUCGGAGCGGCUGGAAGACGACAUCACCAAAGGUCUCCAUCGACCUGACACUGCGACGCUACAGGUCAGCGCAGGAACAGGAAGCAUCAGCAGCCGACCAGCUGCGGCUGCUUGUUUUCGAGAGGCUCUUCGUUCGGCAGGUCACUCCGCUCCUGGCAGACUUGGAAGCCACAGAUCAAAAAGCCACGAUGUCCUUGGACGAGGGUGGCCUGCAGCUGUCCUUCGAAGCAUUCGCGCCAGUCCUCCCCAGUCUCAUCGACAAGUUCGGAAGUCUUUUCAAUCGCUUCCACCUCAAUGCGACGCAGGCCCUGGGACCGGAGUUUAACUGGACCAAGCAGGAACUCUUGGACACGUACUCCACAUACCCGGACCUUCCAGCCAAGUAUGCGGUGCAAGCUGGGAAAGUUCUACUGGAGGGGAACGAUCUUUCACGUGAGGAGUCUGCUGCGGGCUUGGCUCAGGCAGAUCCAACCUCGGUCAUGAGGUCCCUGGGCUUGCUGAUCCUGUCCAAGCCGCUGGCCUUAGAUGCACUGGUCAUGGGCAAUAUCGAUGACGACACCGCCCGCGGAGCUGUAGGACAGAUCAUCCAUUCUAUUCAAGUGCCUGCUUGGGCUUCUCCUGCAGCGCCAUCCGAGCGGAGAAGCCUUCCUGGGGUCCGACCUAUCGCCCGUCCAGCGCAGCCGGUCGAAGUGCGCGCCCGGAAUCCUCGGCAGGGGGAUCCGAAUGAUGUGGCACUGGUUAAGAUUCUGGUAGGUGUUGCCACGGUGGAGAACCGGGCUGCCUUCGGGGCCAUCGGCCUGAUCCUCGGUAACCUGAUGUACUCCCAGCUCCGAACCGAAGAGCAGCUGGGAUAUGUGGUGCAAGGCGCAGUUGGCAGCAUGUCCAAUGUUCUCUAUGUCGCGGGACUUGUGCAAGGCACCUCCAGAUCUGCUGAUGAGAUGGAGGCCGCGAUCGAAGGCAUCUUCUGGAAGCGCCUUCCAGACUUCCUGGAAAAUUUAACCGCAGAUGCGAUCGACGACUACAGGAAGGCCUUGCUGCAGCAGUACCUGCAGCCUCCCAGCAGCAUCGAGGAGGAGCGCAAGCACUUCUUCGGACCUGUCAAGCACCACGGAGCUUGUUUUGAGCUGCUUGGUGAAGUUGUUCGCUUUGCCAACAGCUCCGACUUCAACAAGGACUUGCUAACACGCAGCUGGUCUCAGUUGAUGGCGCCGAACCGUGGGUGGCGGCACAAGGUCGUCGUGAAGUACUUCGGCAAAUCAGUGCCGGAGCGACCUAACUCAACGUCCUCGCGGCUGGCAAUGCAGAAACGGGGCGUUCCGGAACAGGCGCUGUCGCAGCUGACGGAAGAGCACAAGAAGACCAUGGUCUUGCAAACUGCAGAUUCCGCCGCCCGUGUCGCGCUCUCUCGGAGCGACAAAGAAGGUGACGCUUACUUCCCCACGGACUUGCAUUGCCGUCGAGAACGCGAUCCAAGAGCAAUCAGCUUCCUAGCACGAAGGAGACUGAUUCUGCCUAGCUGCUUCGCCCAUGUGCGGUGUGCACCGGUGUAUCAGACUUUCUCCCGUCCAGAGCAAGAUCCCGCGCGUGUUACGAACGAAUUGCGACAUGCAAGAUGGACUCCGGUGAUGCUGGUCGAUCCCACCGCCUCACAUCCCUCCUUUCAGAAUUCGGGCUUCCACCCGAAGCCAAGGUGCCCCAACUGCAAGGCAUGCGACCACGGACUUCGUAAAGUUGCACAGUCGAUAUCGGGAGACGUUGUCUCUGUUGCAGUCCGGGACACUGCCAUCAUCGAGUGGCAGGGGGAGUCUGACUUCAUGGAACUAGCAAGUGUGAAGGCCUGCGGGCCUGUCGAUUUCAAGCCGGUGGCUAAAGAGGCAUUGGUCUGCGAAAUCCUGCAAAUCACCGAAGCUGGUGAGGCAACCUUUGUAGAGGCAUCCCUGAUCGUGACCAUUGCCUUUUUCACCGCGGCGGCUCUGGCCAACGGGCUUGAAAUGAGGCCCCCCGGGACUUCUGCCGUCGUCGCAGAGCCUCCCAAGCCAAGGAUGGAGUUUUGCGACGGCACGAUUGCAUGUGCACAGGCCAUUGGAAGUGGGGCUCUGCACAAGGAUGAAGCACUCAUUUGGUUUCGCCAAGUACUCGAUGCACUUGCAUAUAUGCAUUCACGAGGCUUGAUACAUCGCGAUGUGAAGCCGCCGAAUAUCUUCCUCUCGAAGGCCGAAGGUGGCCACGCCAAGCUCGGCGACUUCGGCCUUUCCACAGAACUGGCUAGCCUCGAGCCUGCCAGAGAAGAUCCCACAAUCUCAGGUGCAACAGCUCGGCAACAGUCGACAGGCGUUGGCACUGUGCUGUACAUGGCCCCAGAAGUGCGAGGGGGUCGCAACCUUUUCAGUGGUUCAAGCCUGCAGCUCUACGACAACAGAGUCGACAUGUUCUCCAUGGGCGUUGUAUUCUUCGAAAUGUGGCGGCCUCCCUUUGCUACAGCCAUGGAACGAGUAGACGUGCUUAGCAAGCUGGUGCUGCCCACUCUCUCCUCAGAGGCCAUCAAGGACCUGGCGAACAUGCCCAAAGAGUUCCUACAGAAGGUGCAGGAGCGACUGCCCGAGGCACCACCGGAGGCGGCAAAAAUCUUGGCGUCGUUGUUGCAGGAAGACCCGGAGGCCAGAUAG